GCGGCUGCAGGUGGCUGCGCUCGGUGCUUCCGUCAUGGCGGGCUGUGGGGUGUCAGCGGGGGCGGCGGCGGCGGCGGCAGCAACUGCCGAAAGGUCGCUCACCGAUGAUGAGAUGGCGGAGGUGAAAAAGGAAGUCUUAGAACAGUUGCGUCGCUAUCUGUGUGAUAAAAUAAUCGCAGAAAGACACUUUGAUUAUCUACGUUCAAAGAAAAUCCUCAGUCGAGAGGACACUGAAGAAAUAUCUUGCCGAACCUCAAGCAGGAAAAAGGCUGGGAAGCUGCUGGAUUACUUAGCAGAACAUCCAAAAGGACUAGAUGCUUUGAUAGAAUCUAUUAGAUUAGAAAGAACACAGAACUUUCUGUUACAAAAGAUAACUGAUGCCGUUUUGAAAGCAAAAAAUGAAAAACUUGAAGGUCUUAAAGAAUUGAGCUGUAGCAACUGCAAGCCUUCAUUACUUGAACAAGCAAACAACCUCUCUAGGUCACAGUCAAAUGAAUCUAAUUUCUUUGAAAAACAAAAAGACAAAGAAUGUACCCAUCUUCCUCAUCCAGAAAUGUUUAGUACAUCUGCUUUUGUCUCAGCUGCUUCCCUUUGUUCAAUGAAUUUACCCAUUACUGAGGUUGGAAAUGCAGAAAACUCAAUUUUUUCAGCUGUCCUUCCUGGACCUGGAGAUCCUGGAGCACCACCUCUUCCACCACAGUUGCAGAAUGAACAAGAGGAAAUAUGUUCCACCUCCACUGAUAGUCACUUCCUGCCUUUGAGAUCCCGCUCACUUCUUCCACAGUGAACUCUGGGUUCCUUCAUGUAUCUUAAAUGGUAAUAAUAAUGCACAGAAUGUUUUAUAUUCUUUGUAAAAUAUAGUUUUUUAAAAAAAGAGAUAUUUUUAAACUGUAAAAUAACUAUAGUUUAAGAAUGUUGAGUUUAAUCUUCUUUGAAAAUAGUUCAUUGGACCUGAUGAAUAGUUUAGGAGGUUGUGAAGUAAAGCUGUGUAUUUUGUCGUAA
This is a messenger RNA of Sphaerodactylus townsendi, 1002 nucleotides long. It is a transcript of the gene BCL10, whose product is annotated as BCL10 immune signaling adaptor. The record is from RefSeq and is a predicted model, not a curated record. Bases 35 to 787 code for a protein of 250 amino acids. The transcript is spliced from 3 exons. Gene Ontology annotation, cellular component: cytosol; CBM complex. Gene Ontology annotation, molecular function: NF-kappaB binding; kinase activator activity; transcription coactivator activity. NCBI's taxonomy places the organism in Eukaryota, Metazoa, Chordata, Lepidosauria, Squamata, Sphaerodactylidae. Gene Ontology annotation, biological process: apoptotic process; positive regulation of extrinsic apoptotic signaling pathway; canonical NF-kappaB signal transduction.